Aspergillus japonicus CBS 114.51 is the source of this 1554-nucleotide messenger RNA. RefSeq names its product nucleobase cation symporter-1 family protein. The transcript is spliced from 7 exons. Gene Ontology annotation, biological process: transmembrane transport; nucleobase transport. Lineage: Eukaryota; Fungi; Ascomycota; Eurotiomycetes; Eurotiales; Aspergillaceae. The record is from RefSeq and is a predicted model, not a curated record. Gene Ontology annotation, molecular function: nucleobase transmembrane transporter activity. The coding region runs from base 1 to 1554 and encodes 517 amino acids. Gene Ontology annotation, cellular component: plasma membrane.
AUGGACAACUUCGGUCGUGGAAAAUGGACACUCAAAUCCCGGAGACUGGCUACAGAGGGAAGCAGCCUCGCUCCUUCAGGUAUCAGAAGCAACCAAGACUUGGACCCUAUUCCUCCUCAACAGAUGACAUGGAAUGGGCUUGACUUUGCCAAUUAUUGGGUCUCGGACUUGGUCAAUAUCACAAGCUGGUCUGUCGGAACCGCGCCACUUCUUGUAGGCUUAAGCACAGUCGAUACAGUCACCAUCCUUUUUCUCUCCGGUAUUUGCAAAGCCGUUCCUACAAUUCUUAUUGGAUACGUGGGAAGUGAUUACCAUAUACCUUUCCCAAUUGCAAUCCGGUCAAGCUUCGGCUAUUACUUUGGGUACUUCCCAGUUUUCUCUCGCGCUAUUCUCUCGGCAGUUUGGCUCGGGGUAAACUGCUAUUAUGGACUUUUUGCAAUGACUGAGGCCAUUGCGGCGAUCUGGCCCAGUUACCGGAACAUCCCAAACCAUCUGCCCACGUCAGCCGGAAUCACCACCCAGCAAAUGAUCUCUUUCUUCCUGUUCUCAUGUCUACACAUUCCAUUUAUGAUGAUACCUGUUGAACGGCUCAAAAAGCUAUUUCUCUGGAAGACAAUUCUGAUUGUUCCUGUAUCUAUCGCCAUGACGGUGUGGAUCUGCGCUGCGCACCGAUGGUUGUUUGUGGCUACAUUCUCGUCAACCACCAAUUCGUGGCUGACCAGUGCGAUUAACAUGUCGGAUUUCUCGCGUUUCAGUAAGCGAACGAGAGGCCAAUGGGCCCAAUUACCCACUAUCCCAAUCCUCAAAACUAUCUAUUCAGUGCUGGGUCUUGCCGUUGUGGGUGCGGGCCGUGUACUCUAUGAUGAAGAUCUCUCCAGUCCCGUUGCUAUGCUUCCCUACUGGCACACAACCGGUGGCGGUCGGUUUCUGGCAUUCUGCUGUGCGUGCCUCUGGCUGCUCGCGCAAAUCUCUUGUGACCUCUCAGCCAACUCGGUCCCCUUUGGUCACGACGCCAUGGCAAUUCUACCCAGGUGGCUCAAUGUGCGCCGAGGAAGCAUUUUAUGCCUGUUUCUCGGUACGUGGGCGAUGGUGCCGUGGUUGAUUGUCAAUAGCGCGUCCAAAUUCCUCACUUUCAUGUCUGCUUAUGGGGUCUUCCUUUGCCCUAUUUGUAGUAUCAUGAUAGUGGAUUACUUCCUGGUGCGUAAACGGAAGCUUAACCUGCUGGAUCUCUACCAUCCACACGGCUGCUACCGCUAUUUCGCCGGCGUAAAUUGGCGAGCGCUUGUUACAGAGAUCGCUUUCAUCGCUAUAAAUCUACCGGGGAUGAUCAACACUAUCACUCCCAGCAUCCCAAUUCCGGUGGCACUCCUGCGUAUCUACCAAAUGAAUUGGUUUAUUACUACUGUCGGCUCGUUCUUUGUCUAUUGGGGACUUUGUCUUGUCUUUCCCCCCACGGAAUCAUUGUCCACGGCUAUUCUCACCAGUGGCGAGAUUGCAAUAGAUGUUGUGACCGGUCUGCAGGAAGUUAAGAUGGGCGGAGAUUCAAAGGCAUAG